Messenger RNA from Didymodactylos carnosus, 696 nucleotides. The record is from the annotation of a GenBank genome assembly. Lineage: Eukaryota; Metazoa; Rotifera; Eurotatoria; Philodinida; Philodinidae.
AUGACUCAGAACAGCCAUUCAACUGAUCGUGGUGGUGCAAAAGAUGCAGCUGACCAAAAUUUUGAUUAUAUGUUUAAACUUCUGAUUAUCGGGAAUUCUAGUGUUGGAAAAACAUCAUUUUUAUUUCGUUAUGCUGAUGAUUCAUUUACGUCAGCAUUUGUUAGUACAGUUGGAAUUGAUUUCAAGGUCAAAACCGUCUUUCGGCAAGAUAAACGUGUUAAAUUACAAAUAUGGGAUACAGCUGGUCAAGAACGUUAUAGAACAAUAACAACUGCUUACUAUCGAGGCGCCAUGGGAUUUAUAUUAAUGUAUGAUAUAACAAAUGAAGAAUCAUUUAAUGCUGUUCAAGAUUGGGUCACUCAGAUUAAAACAUAUUCAUGGGAUAAUGCUCAAGUUGUAUUAGUUGGUAAUAAAGGUGAUAUGCAAAAUGAAAGAAUCGUGCAAUAUGAUCAGGGAGAUAAAUUAGCAUCAUCUCUUGGAUUAGAAUUUUUUGAAACAUCAGCAAAAGAAAAUAUUAAUGUCAAAGCCGUAUUUGAACGACUAGUGGAUAUUAUAUUGGACAAAAUGACUGAUGGCGUUGAGGAUCCGAGUGCUGCCGGUAAUUAUGGAGGCCAAAAUGCUGGCGGAUAUAAUAAACAAACAACACGCUUAACUGCAAAUGAUCAACAUCAAAAAGGAAGCAGUUGCCAGUGUUGA